UUGAACGUUGAGUGGAAAUGUUGUAUAAAACGGUUUAGCGGACAUAUUUAAAAGUUUUACAUACGUUUUUUUAUUGUUGUUGUUUUCCUUGUAUAUUAAAAAUAUAUAUGUAUAUCUCUUGUAUAUACACAACAGAAUCCAUGGAAAAUUGUAAAGGAAAAUUAUUAUUGACAAAGUUAAAUAUACAAAACAAGGAAAACAAAGUGUAUCAAUUUUGAAACAAAAAUAAAAACACUAAAAAGUGUUGUUUAAUAACAAAAAUUAAUUAAUUUUAAAAAAUCCUAAGGAAUAAAGAAAUUUCAUUAAUAAGAGAUGUGUGUGACUAAUCAAGUGCAAAAAUGUUACAGAAAUUAAACAAACCAAAAAUUAAUCGGCAUCUUUUGUAAAAAGACCAAAAGGCAAAAACCGACAAAUAAAUAACAAACAAAAUAUAUGACAAAAAAAUAAAAACAACCCUCUUUUCAAUAUAAAACAAACAACAACAACAAUAAUAACUUAAAAGAAAUAACGCUGGCAAAGUAACUGGAUUUUUCUAAUGUUUUCAACUGGAAUAAUUUCAAGCAAAAACAACAAAAUAAAAUUUUUUAACAAUUUUGUUAGACAAAAUUAUAACCAAUAUUUUUGUAUAAUUAGUUAAAAUUUAUGUUAAUUUUACAACAUUAAAACAACAACCAACCUUCAGCUAAAGUUCUCUGUGUAUUUAUUUUCUUAAACUCAACUCACUUCACUAUAUGUCUGUCUGUCUAUCUUUCAAAAAAAAGAAAAAAAGAAGAAGCAGUAAACAAUAACAAAAACGAGUAUUAAGAAAAACAAAAAAAAGUUGUAAAAAAAGUUUUUGUUAUUCUUCUUCUGUCUUUUAACUGUGAGUGAUGUUUGUUGUUGUUUUUGACCUAAAAAAGUAAUAACAACAAAACGACGUAAAAGAACAAGCAGCACAAGAAAAAAAAAACAACAACAAAAUAAAAACAAGUAAAAAGUAGGAAAAAACAAAUUUUGUUUUUGUUUGUGUUAAAAAAUGAGUGAGUGAGUACAAAAAAAAAAAAAUAACAAAGUUAAAAAAGGCAAAAAAUAGUAAAUAUACAACACAAGUAUGGUAAACAAAAAUACUGAAUUUCCUUUGCUGUUGUUGUUAUUGUCUUCAAAAACAACUUUGCUUUAAAAAAAAUAUAAAAUUUUUAGAAGAAAAAAUACAACAACAAAAUCUUAGAAUCACCUUAGCAUUAGCUUUUUUUUGGCGGCUAUGGCAGGAAAUCUAGUAAAAUGGUGGAAACAUAAAAUACUCGGUGGUUAUAAACAAUUCUCGGUUCAAGAAUGUACAACCGAUUCCGAGGAAUUAAUGUAUCAUCAGGUGCGUGCCUCAUCCUCGUGCAGUGCACCACCCGAUCUUUUGCUAGUAAGUGAUCGUGAAAAUAAUAUACCAUUACGUUCUCCCGUUGUCAAUAUAAUAGCAGCAACAACAGCAGCUACAGCACCAGCCACCACAACAACAUCACCUUCCUCUGGGAUAAAUGCGUGUCACCUAACAUCUGUCAGUAAUAACAAUCAAAGACAUCACCAACAAAAGUUGCAACAGCAACAUCAGCUGCAACAACAACAACAACAGCAUCAUCAUCAUGUUACAACACAACAGCUGUCAUUGGCAUAUAACGGUACAAAGGAUAUGGUUGUUGGUAAUAAUAGUAGUAGUAAUGGUAAACAUCAAAAACAAACUAACAAACAUGGUCAACAACAACAACAGUUAUCACAAACAGAUUGCCAACAGCCACAACAACAGACGCUUCAACAUGAAAUAGAGGGACAACAGCUGGAAUCUCAAACCAAUAACCACUCCUCAACACGUCACGCACAUCAUACGCAGCAACAGCAGUCGCAUCAUCAACAGUCAUCACAGCAGCAGCGUUCAGACGAUCAUAUACGUUUAGAGGAAUUUACUUGCGAUGUUUCGGUGGAGGGUGGCAAAUCAUCACAACCCCUGCAGUUUUCUUUUACCUUUUAUGAUUUGGAUGGUCAUCAUGGUAAAAUAACCAAAGAUGAUAUUGUGGGCAUUGUUUAUACGAUUUAUGAGUCCAUUGGCAAAUCAGUGGUGGUGCCUCAUAGUGGGAGUAAAACCAUAAAUGUACGUCUUACUGUUUCGCCCGAGGGCAAAUCGAAAGCUAGCAAAAAUAAGAAAACUUCCUCUGCUGCAGUGGUAUUAGAUUCAAAUCAAAAGUCCGCUUCUCAAGCGGCUCGUAGACUGCAUCGUUAUAGGCCACGCAAGCUUAUCAAAUCAGAUGAGGAGGAUGAUGACAGUAACAGUGAGAAAGAGCGUGACACAACUGUCAUUAACUCCUCAAAUCUAUCACAUGUUUUGUCUGCUAAAACCAGCUCCAAAGCACACAAAAUACAUAAACCUAAAGCAAAUGAACAUCAUUGUUGCGCCACACCAAACAAUCCGGAUUUAACUACUUCACCGCUCGAAACUAUUUAUGAUAAUCUUAAAGCGACGACCGCUGUCACCACACCCGAGGCCUGUAGAGAAUGUCUAGCGGCAGUGGAUGAAAGUCGCAGUGCUGCCAUUUCACCUAUCGCACAAUAUCAUCCCGCUCAUGCCAAGAUCAACUCGUCGGCCACAAAUGAGGCUUAUAUGAAACAUGUGGCUUCGACAAGGAUAAAAAUGUUAAGGAAAUCUCGAAAACAAAAGCAUCAAGACUGCAUGGAAACUAGACAACGCAGUUUAUCGGUGGGUAAUGAAACCUGCUGGAAAAAUCGUCAUUUACAAAAACCGCCAGCCAACAGUACACAACAACAAUUGCUUUGGCAUGCUGAACAGCAAUUGAAUAAUAGUGCUGGUGGUGUUGUUGCUGGCGCUACGGAUAUGGUAGAUGGUGUACAAUUGCGUAAUCCUUUGAAGUCAACAGCAGGUGGAGGAGGUAAAGUGUCAUCAACGAGUGCUCAAAAACGUAAUUCCGCCGAAUGCUGGAAGACGGCUUUAAAUCGUAAUGAUCUUAUAAGUAUUAUAAGGGAGAGUAUGGAAAAGAAUCGUUUGUGUUUUCAGCUGAAUGGAAAACCCCAAGCAAAUGUGAGUCCCAUCCGACAUUCACAGCCAACGCAACAAACAACACAAACACAACAACAACAUCAUCAACAGCAUCUACACCACAACCAGCACAACAGCAGCAACAAACACUCACAAGCAACAACACCCACAAAUUCCCAGCGUCAACGCUCAAAUACAGUAUCGAAAAUUCCUACAUUAAUUGCCAAUCACAACAGUGCUCAUACAACACACUCACCGCAACACAAUCACUAUCCCAGCAACAACGGCCAACAACGCUCCAGCAGUUGUGUCAAUACCAUCAGCAACAACAAUCAGCAUCAGCUACACGAUACAAGUCUACCUACAGAAACACUCAACAUAAGUAGCAGCAACUCUAGCUAUCAUCAACAUCUUCAGCCACACAUUCCCAUCUAUCAUCAACAAAUGGCCAUUAAUCCAGCUGUUAUAGCGGCCCACAAUGCUCUACUGGGGGGUAAUGGUAGUGGUAGUGGUUCGGCGGCCGGACAUCAUGGUAAAAUGAAUCUCUGUGGUUAUGAUUCUUUUCUACAUGCCACCAUUUGUGGUGGUGGCUUAAGUCAUUCACCACCAGCUCAUACCUCUCUGGCAGCUCAAAUUACCAGCCCUUUAGCUUCUGCCCUUAAUAGUGGCCAGCAAAUUGCCACUGUUCAACCUAUAAUGUCUACUAAUUCUCCCAAUGCUUCGAAACACUUAAGUUUGGCUGUUACCGCAAAUCAAAUUAAAACUAGUAAAAUUUUACGCAGCGGUUCGUAUGCCCAAAAUCAACAUCAUCAUCACCAACAGCAACAGCAGCAUCUUUUGCAAACCCACUCACAAACCACCCAAAAUUCUCCUCAAUAUCAUGGUUAUCAACGUUUGCCCUCAUCCUCUAAACACAAUUUAUCAGCCUUGCAUUUAGUUAGUCCCACUAUGGAGAAACCAGCUUUGGAACAAUUGGACAAAUGGCGCCGCGAUCAAGUUAAAAACUAUGAUCAAUUAUUAUAUGCCAAAUUAAGUGAAAAAUUGCAACAAACGAAUUUAGUUUCCACUAAUGGCAUUAAUAGCCGUGAAAGUAAUCCACGCCGUAAACACAGAGUAUUAAGACAAAGACGUCCUAAUCAAUUAAUAGCAGAAGCUAAUAAUGUCUCCUUAAGUUCCAAAUUGAAAGCCAAUAAACUAUGUUUAAGAGAGGAAAAUGAUUACACAACUAUACUGCCUUUGGAAGAAGUUGAUGCUGUGGAAUGUGAAAAUCUUUUAGGUCAUAGCAGUGAGGAAGAUACACAUUCUCAUAAUGAAUCUCCUGUACAUAAUGGAGAAAAGUUAUUAGAAGAUAAUAAUCAUAAAAGACAUGUAGCUGAGGGAACUUUAGUGGAUUUAGAUGAUGUGGAUGAUGAUGAUGAUGAGGAAGAGGUGCAGCAGGUAUUAACACAACCUUCUAGCCUGGGAAAUCAUGCCAUAAAUGCUGAUACUUUACUUAGAGUAGAGAAUGAUGAAGUGCAUCAUUUACAUUUGGAAGAUAAUUUAGAAAUAGAAGAAGAUCUAGAGGAGGAUUUAGACGAUGAUCUAGAAGAAGAUGUUGAUGAGGUAGUGGCAAAUGGUGCAGUUAACGAAAGUGGUCGUAAUAGUGCGGCCAGCAAUGACAGCAAUCCAACUGGCGCCACUUUGGCCAAUACAAAUGGUGCCGCUAAUACUAGCACCACUUCCUCUUCUUUAAUACAUCGUUAUGUUCAUGAGCAUAUACAUCAUCAUUAUCAUCACUUCGAAGAGAAAGAAGAAUGAAAGAGAAGAGGAGAGGAAGAGAAGUAAAAAGAUAUAUGAAUAAUGUACUCGAAAACUAAACUCAAUUUUUUUAAUGUUUUUUUUUAUUUCUUAAUUUUUGUAAGUGAAUAAUUUUUAAAUGUACAUUAAUUAUAUUUUUGAGUGUGUGUGUAUGCGUGUGUGUGGGGAGGCUGUAAAAAAUGUCUUAAAUGUAAGGUUAUGUAGUAGAGGGGAAACAAUUGAGGUUAGUUUGUAACAUGGACAGUCGUUAUACAUAAAUUGUUUGGUUCGUUUUUAAGAGAUUUUUCCUAUUGAAAUUUUAUGAUUUAUAGCUAAACAAAAUUUGUUGCUAACAAAUAAUUUUUUAAUAUUGAAAUGUUAUCGGAAAAAUUGCCUUCAAAAUGAUGGAUAAACUUGCUGUUAAAGAAAAUUGAAAUAAAUAAUUUAUUUCAAAAUUAAAUGUUUAUUUAGACAUCAUAAUAAAUUAGUAAAAUGCGUGAAGAUUUUGAGUUUAUAAACGUUUAAAUAUUAACUUUCAAUAUUGAAACUUUAACUUUUUUGAAAAUUGCAGAGUUUUUUUUUUAACAAAAACACUUUGGGAUUUCAGCUUUCUUUAAUAUUUACAGCGGGGUUUUCAGAUAAAGAUAAUCUUCUUCUUUGUUUAAACCGGUUUCACUCUGUUAACCUUAGAUUUAUCUUCUGUUUAAGAUUAUUUCUUUACAAAUUGAAAACUUAUUUCAAAUUUUUUUUCUAUUAAGAACACAUUUUAUACAAAAUUUUAUUUGAAUUCAUUUAAAAUCAAUUAUAGUCAUUAAAUAUUUGAAAAUUUAAAAAAAAUUAUUCAAUAUUUCAACUUUCACAAAAAAUUUCCCAAAAAACUUUCGAUUUAAGAAAUAACUUUCGAAAAAUUUCAAAACUUUUUGAAAAUUUGUUCAAUUUAUUCAAAAUUUUCUUCAUUUCUUUUACUUUAAAACUUUUCUAAUAGCAAAUGUUUUUCAAGAGCUCCUGAUUGCUUUUUACAUAAAAUACUUUUGCUUUUUUUAUUAAAACUUUCAAAACUUUACAAAAUUUUCAAGUUUUUAAUAAAUUAUUAUCAAAUCUCAAGUAUUUUCAAAGUAAGAAGAUUUUCAUAAUUGAAAAACACUUGAGUAAGUUUAUUAAAAUAUCAAAAACAUAAUAAGUUUUCAAGUGCUUUUUUCACUUAUAAUACUUUUUUAAGGUUAUGUUGAAAAAUUCAAAUUAU
Messenger RNA from Lucilia cuprina (Australian sheep blowfly), 6035 nucleotides. It is a transcript of the gene nkd, whose product is annotated as protein naked cuticle. The transcript is spliced from 5 exons. NCBI's taxonomy places the organism in Eukaryota, Metazoa, Arthropoda, Insecta, Diptera, Calliphoridae. The record is from RefSeq and is a predicted model, not a curated record. The coding region runs from base 1241 to 4813 and encodes 1190 amino acids.